Messenger RNA from Durusdinium trenchii, 1002 nucleotides. The record is from the annotation of a GenBank genome assembly. NCBI's taxonomy places the organism in Eukaryota, Dinophyceae, Suessiales, Symbiodiniaceae.
UCAUCAAUGAUUUGAGCCACAGGCAGCUGUUUUUGGCACCUGACGCGGGCACAGUGUGGUGCACAAGUUCAGUUUUUGCCAACCGAUCGUUCAAGUCCGCAAUUUUCAUUACACAUUUUUCUGUAAUUACUAUUCAAUGUAUUUGGCAUUUGUCAAAGGCCUCAAAGGCGAUGGCCAGGAGAAGAAACAACUUGGGCACUCCUGGAAAGAACCUUCACCAGCGACGGCGUUGGUGUGGUUGGGGCCCUCGUGACUGCACCUGGAGUAUGUGGAGCAAGUGGAGCGAAUGCCGUGGAGGGGAAGAAUGUACCGAAACUGGAGUCAGUGAGAGAACCCGGCACAAGGAAAGCGAGGCAGCCAAUGGGGGCAGUUGCAAGGACGAACCCACUUCUGAUAUCAAGCAGUGUUCGUGGGUUGGUUGCAAGCAGGCUCAGGCCACCACAUGAGGUUUGGAUAAUUUUGGUGCUUUGCGGGAGACAUUGGUGAAAGCGCCAUGUCAGGCCCAAGGUACAGAGGCGAAGCAAGAGGCAAACAGUGCAGAGGCCAAGCCGGAAAUGCUGGAGGAAAUAGCACCCAACAUCUCCUUGGACGGCUCCACGGCUAAGGAGCGCAUUGGGGCGGUUGCGCAGCUGCUGUCGGCCCACUCCGAGGCAGUGGGUGAGCGCUUCGCUGCUACUGCCAAGGCCUUGGCCACAAAUGGCGAGCUAACACCACUGAAGCUGGCUCAACUUGCAGCUGCGCAGCUUGUGAAUCCUUUGCCAAAGAUGGAGCUCGAGGAUCUGCGCGCUCAAACCAUCACGGUUUGCAUGGAGGCUUUGUAUGGUGUCACCGGAGCUGCAGCCAUGGCAGAAGGGAUCGCAAAUGACAUGGGCCUUGAAGCAGCAGAUGAAGGGGUCACCAUUUUCAGAGUGAGUUCAUGAGCUAAUGAGGCUCAUUCGAGCUAGGAUCGCUGGACAGCGCAAGAGACGGUAGUCCAGAAGACGGGCUCAUGGUUUAGGCAAG